Molecule: messenger RNA, 4870 nt
Organism: Pipra filicauda (Wire-tailed manakin)
Lineage: Eukaryota; Metazoa; Chordata; Aves; Passeriformes; Pipridae
Gene: PDE8A
Product: phosphodiesterase 8A
Exons: 24
Coding region: 1064-3628 (854 amino acids)
Biological process (GO): cellular response to epidermal growth factor stimulus; signal transduction; positive regulation of ERK1 and ERK2 cascade
Molecular function (GO): 3',5'-cyclic-AMP phosphodiesterase activity
Source: RefSeq, a predicted model, not a curated record
GGCGGCUGCGGGGAGCCAGGCAUUUCCCUGCUGAGGGAUGCAGACACCACGGCCCCGGGAACCAGAGCUCUCGCCGCUGCAGCCCUUGCCGCCGGGAUGGGACGCUAGGAUCGUUUUCCUUCACUUCUCGCUCUUUUUAAUUUUUCCUUCUCCUUUUUUUUUUUAAUUUUUGAUUUUUCACCCCCUCGCCGUUUCGCAUCACUUCUCUGCCCAAAAAACCGACCGCAUCAUGGAGGCCCUUUGAUGCCUCCGCCCGCCGCGCCGGCUGCCCCCGCGGCUCAGGGAAGCCCUCCGGGCCGUGCCCCGCUUUCCCGAGGGGGCUCCCCGCGGCCCGGCCCGCCCCUGCCCCGCGGCACUGAGCCGGGAUGCCGCUGCGGCGGCCGGAGAGCCCCGCUGCCGCCUGACGGGGGGCUCUUCCUUCCUUCCGACGACGGGAUCCUGAAUGUCACCCCCGCGGCGGCCGCCCGCCCGCCCGCGACCGAGGCGGCGCGGGACGUGCCCAGCGCGGCGUGAGGAGCGCAGCCGGCUCCCCGGGGCGGCCGGGCGGCUUUCGGUCCGUGUUGUUGUUGUUAUUUUUUAAUAAACCGUUGAUUUUGGCCCCCAAAGCACACCCCAAAGCACGCCCCCGGCACAGCGCAGCGCCGGGCUGGACCGCGAGGAGUGAGCGCUGCUCGGCGGGAGCGCGGACGCGGAGAAGGAAAGAAAAUCUUACCAAGAUUCUCAGAUGGCUUAGACAAAUUAAUAAUAAUCUGUGAAAAUACGAAGUCGACCGGUUCUUGAUUUCCCCCCUUCCCUCCCCUCCAGCUCCCCAGCCCACUGCUGAGAUUGAGAUAAAAGGACCUGUUUCCUGGAGGACGAGGAGAACAGACACGUUUCUGGUGGUAUAGAAGGGACCGAUGGCAAUGCUUCAGAGUGUAUUUGAGACGCAGGAAAGAGAUUCAACCUGUUAACAAAAAAAUUAAGCAGGGGGAAAAUAUCAACGGGAAGGAAAGAAAUAUAUAUAUAUAUAUAUAUACACGUAUAUAUAUACAAUUUAGAAGUAUUCCCCAGGUGGCCACAAAGCAUGGGCUGUGUUCCAAGCACCAACCUCUCUGACAGCAGAGUGAUCUGUCACAGUAGCAAUGAGUCUGAGGAGUGCAAUUUCCCUCACCAGACCAACACAACCAUGUCUCAACAGCAGCAAGGCAACCCCGUCCCAGGAUUAUUCAUUAAAUGCUACAACACAUCCACUUAUGAGGCGAGGACUAAUUCCUCUAAGAAAGACAAGAGGGAGAACAGCCAGAGCAUGGAGGCAGAGGCCCAGACCGGCAGAUCCAGUGUUAAGGCACCAGUAACAGAUGUGCAGUUUGGCCCUAUGAGACUUCAUCAAGAUCAACUUCAGGUACUUUUAGUGUUUGCUGAGGAAGACGACCAGAGUAAUGGGUUCCGUUGGGCAUGUGAGAAAGCUGGAUUUCGAUGUAACAUUGCCAGGACACCUCAGUCUGCACUAGAAAGCUUUCUAGAUAAACACCAUGACAUUAUCAUUAUUGACCAUAGGCAUUCCAGAUACUUUGAUGCAGAAGCAUUAUGCAGGUCUAUCAGAACAACGAAAGCCUCAGAAAAUACAGUCAUUAUUUGUGUAGUACAAAGGCAUACUGACCGUGAGGAGUCAUCAAUAUUGCCCCUGAUCUCUGCUGGCUUCACAAGGAGAUAUAUAGAAAAUUCUAGUAGAAUGGCCUGUUACAAUGAGUUGAUUCAGCUGGAAUUUGGACAGGUACAGGCACAGUUCAAACUAAGGGCGUGUAAUUCAUUAUUUACAGCAUUAGAGAAAAGUCAAGAAGCCAUUGAGAUCACAAGUGAAGACCAUGUAAUACAGUACGUCAAUCCUGCUUUUGAAACAAUGAUGGGCUAUCAAAUAGGUGAACUAAUACAAAAGGAAUUAACAGAAGUGCCUAUAAAUGAAAAAAAAGCUGAUUUCCUAGAUACUAUUAAUUCCUGCAUAAAGAUAGGAAAGGAAUGGCAAGGAAUGUACUAUGCAAAAAAGAAAAACGGAGAUAGCAUACAACAAAAUGUGAAGAUACUACCUGUCAUCGGACAGGGAGGAAAGAUUAGACACUAUGUGUCAAUUAGUAGACUGUGCAAUGACAACAAUAAGGUGGAGAAGACAUGUGAAUGUAUUCAGGCUGAAUCUCAGACAGAUACUCAGACUUGCAGACACAAAGACAUGAGGAAAGGAUCCCUAGAUGUCAGAUCCACCACAUCACGAGGGAGUGAUGGCAGCUCACAAAGGCGUCGCUCGUCCAUGGCCAGGGUACAUUCCAUGACUAUCGAAGCCCCCAUCACCAAGGUAAUAAACAUCAUCAAUGCUGCACAAGAAAGCAGUCCCAUGCCAGUUGCAGAAGCUUUAGACCGGGCUUUGGAGAUUUUAAGAACCACUGAAUUGUACUCUCCGCAACUGGGGACAAAAGAUGAGGAUCCACAUACAAGUGACCUUGUUGGAGGGUUAAUGACAGAUGGUUUGCGAAGAUUAUCAGGGAACGAAUACAUAUUGUCAGCAAAACAAAUUCAUCAGGUCACUGGCAGUUUGAGCUCUCCAAUCUCCCUCAAUGACAUACCCCCACGGAUAACACAGGCAAUGGAAAAUGAAGAACAGUGGGAUUUCGAUAUCUUUGAACUUGAGGCUGCCACCCAUAAAAGGCCUUUGGUUUAUCUGGGUCUCAAAAUAUUUGCUCGCUUUGGAAUCUGUGAAUUCCUAAACUGUUCAGAAUCCACUCUGAGGUCAUGGUUACAAGUUAUUGAGGCUAACUACCAUUCCUCCAACUCCUACCAUAAUUCUACUCAUUCAGCAGAUGUACUACAUGCUACUGCUUACUUCUUGUCUAAAGAAAGAGUAAAGCAAACUUUGGAUCCAAUUGAUGAGGUUGCCGCACUCAUUGCUGCCACAGUCCAUGAUGUGGAUCACCCAGGAAGAACAAACUCUUUCCUGUGCAAUGCUGGCAGCGAGCUCGCGAUUCUCUACAAUGACACGGCGGUGCUGGAGAGCCACCACGCUGCCCUGGCUUUCCAGCUCACCACCCGGGAUGGCAAAUGCAAUAUAUUUAAAAACAUGGAGAGGAAUGAGUAUCGAACUCUUCGCCAGGUUAUUAUUGACAUGGUCUUAGCAACAGAAAUGACAAAGCACUUUGAGCAUGUCAACAAGUUUGUCAACAGCAUUAAUAAACCCUUGGCAGCGCUAGAAGAAAAUGGGAAUAAUGGUGAUGGAGAGUCAAUCAAAACUGUUCUCAGGUCUCCUGAAAACCGUAUCCUUAUCAAACGCAUGUUGAUAAAGUGUGCUGACAUUUCCAAUCCAUGCAGACCCAUAGAACAGUGUAUAGAGUGGGCUGGACGCAUCUCUGAGGAGUACUUUGCACAGACUGAUGAAGAAAGGAGGCAAGGUUUACCUGUUGUGAUGCCAGUUUUUGACAGAAAUACUUGCAGCAUCCCCAAAUCCCAAUUAUCAUUCAUUGAUUACUUCAUUAUUGAUAUGUUUGAUGCCUGGGAUGCAUUUGCAGACCUGCCAAAUCUGAUGGAGCAUCUGAAUAAUAACAUUAAAUACUGGAAAGGAUUAGACGGAAGGAAUCUGCGCGUCCUUCGACCACCACCAGAAUAGCAGUUGGAGCAUGUAUUACAGUAAGGCUAGCCCAUGCACUUGGGGAACUUUCAAACUCAAGAGAACACAAGGUCAGCAGUUGACUUCCACGAACUCCCAUGUGUGGACUCCGAUGAAAUAAGCCCACCAAGUGGAAUUACACUGGAUUGCUGCAGUACUUGUACUGAAGAGGGUUUAUUAGUGAACAUACUUUUGCGAUAUCUUCAUACCAGCGUGUGAAGCUGGAAGACCUUGAAGAAUCCUCACAGAAAGGACAUUCACUAGAAGAUUAUCUAUUAAUAGAGACUCACAGCUUUUAUGAGAAAGCUACAUGCUUUUUAUAAGCACUUAAGACAGUUACGUAGAACAAUCAAACACUUAAAAUGCAACUGUCUAUGAAAGAAUUUUUGAUCUAUGAAAAUAGAUGUACUGUAUUUUUUCACAUCACAGAAGGUGCAAUCAUUCACUUCUGAGCACUACUGAAAGUGAGUUCUCCUUAAGAAAUUUAGUAGCAAAUGUAAAAAAUAACACAAGAAUUUUUGAGGUUGAUCGUUAGCAUCUAUGAUUAAAAUGUUAUGUUUUAUUUAUUUUGUUAGAUGUUCAAUAUUUUCUAUGAAUUUAUAAAUACUUAAAAGCCAAAGCCAACUUUAGAUGCAUUAUAAAUUUACAUGAUUCAUACUCAUUAAUAUACAUUUAAUUGAUGUACAGACCUUUUAUUUUCAUAAUGCAAAUACAAAAUACUAUACAAUGAUACAUUUUUAUUGCACUGUAAGGAUAGAUGUGUAUGUUUAAAUAUUGUCUGAUUUAUGUUAAUUAAAAUAAGUUUUAUUGAAAAGGUCUCACUUGAGAAUAGUAGAAUAAACAUGAACUGUAUACUGUCUGAGCACCAGAACUGCAGUAGUUCUCCCACAAACCAGUGACGACCACCUGAUCUUCUCUUGGCUACAAAAAUAAUAUUAUGUUGGAACUCUUUGUUUUCUCCCAUGAAAUUUUACGACUGAAUUCCCUGUUAAAGUCUGCCUUAUUUUAUAAAGUAUUUCUAGAAAGCAUUCCACAGCAUAUAUGAAGAGGUGAUACUAAGCAUCUAAUGAAUUUCAACAUUUUAUAGCCUAUGUAUUUUCCUUUGCCAUGAAAGAAAAAGAACAUGAAACCACCAACAAAAAUCUUUAACUCAAGAAGUUUGUAAAGGCUGUGUACCUUCACAAUUUGAAUGAAACCUUCAUAGCAACUACCAGAAAAUAAUAAAAUGUAUAUUUUAAGAAG